This is a messenger RNA of Fukomys damarensis (Damara mole-rat), 6066 nucleotides long. RefSeq names its product calcium homeostasis modulator family member 4 (gene Calhm4). The transcript is spliced from 2 exons. The record is from RefSeq and is a predicted model, not a curated record. NCBI's taxonomy places the organism in Eukaryota, Metazoa, Chordata, Mammalia, Rodentia, Bathyergidae. Gene Ontology annotation, molecular function: monoatomic cation channel activity. Bases 1374 to 2366 code for a protein of 330 amino acids.
UGUCCCAAUAAACUCAAUGAGGAAAAAAAAUGAAAAAAAACCCUUCACUUAUUAAGAUUAAUCUAGGAUGUAUUUCACAGAAACAUGAAGGUAUAAGUGAAAAUGGAAAGACAUGCAAAGGGAAAUGAGGGCAAGUGUAGCUGUUUGACAGGAGCUGGCCCAGGUACAGUUCAGGAGCUGGCCUCUUCUGUGGACUCUGGAGCUCCAUCCCCUUAAGGGCAGCUCUAGUGCCCAGCCAUGAUUUCCACAACCCACAUGCUCAGGUGUAAGUGGUGAGCCCCUGAUGGGAAGUAUGCGUUUGAUACCUAUGUGCUGAAAAAGCAGACAACAAUAUACUCUCUUUAGCAAGGAAACAAUUUGCCUGAGAAGCCUGCAGCAGUGGGAAUGUCUCCCAAAAUGUGCAUAUUGAAAUUUAAUCCUCAUUAUGGUCUUAUUAAGAAGUGAGGCCUUUUUAGGAAUGAUCAAAUCAUAAGGGUUCUGUCCUCAUGAAUGAAUGAGAACCUUAUAAAAGGCAGAUCAAAUUGAAAAUAGUUUAUAUAUUUGAUCACUUAAUUAUUCAUGGAUAUAUAACUUUAUCAAAAGUCAAAUAUCACAUUUUUACAUAACAAAAGUUACUGUGUAAAUUUGAAACUUAACUUUUUUUUUUUUUGGUACUGGGGAUCGAACUCGACCUUGUGCUUGGGAAGCAGGCAGUAGCACCGCUGAGCUAAAUACCGGGCCCCAGAAACUUAACUUUUAAAACCACAUAGCAAUAUUUUGUCAAAACUAACAAAUUUAAAAUCCUUUUGUAAAAUCAGAAUGUUUCUGUUGGGAUUAGGCUUUGCAGGUAUCUGUGCUUUCUUCUCCUUUGGAAAACUUUUUGGGAUCUUCUAGCAGAACCCUUAGGUUAUGGACUUUUCAACUAGGCAUAAAGUUUGGAUUGCUCUUGUAUUUUAUAAAUUUAACUCUUUUGAACACUGUCACUUCAUGCCAUUGGAAUUGUGGCCUAAUACAAAGAUGAAAAUGUCUCUGUUUUGCUUCCAACAUUAUUUGCUGGUGCUUAGCAUUUUGUGCUGUAUAAAAUAGCACAAAGAAAGAUGGAGAUAGUUUGCUUUGCAAGGAAGCUAUGCUUUCUCUCUCUCUCUCUCUCUCUCUCUCUCUCUCUUUUUAAUAAGAAAGUACAUUAAAAAGUUUUCCCCUGUAUGCCUACCAGCUGAGAACUGAGAUCCCCUCAAUUUCUUCCAGCUAUAACAUGACAUUAUUUUUAGCUUAGGAUUCACAAAGUACAUAAGGAAAGAUGCUAGAAUCCUUUAAACAUGUAAGGGUGUUGGGUCACUUGACACAACCAGUUAAACCAGUAAGACCCUAUAAAAUGGUUGUAGCUAUGUGGUAUAAUGAUCAGACAGGACCACGGCCGAUUUGAAUCAGAGCUUCACAGGAUGAGCCUGAAUCUCAGCAAUAUUGUGUCUUCUCUGCGGAGAAGUGGGACAUUUAUCAAUUCCUUGAUUGCAGGUUUGACUGUUGGUGGACAACAACUGUUCUCCUCUUAUACAUUCAGAUGUCCCUGUCAGGUUGGGAGAAAUUUUUAUUAUGGUUCAGCUUUUCUCAUUGUUCCUGCCUUGGUGCUUCUGGCUGCUGGCUAUGCUCUGAGAGGCCAAAUGUGGACAUUUUCCAGCAAGUACUGCUGCAGCUGUGGCCCUCCACAGCGGAGAAUCAGCCCCCUGGAGCGCAGACUGGCUUGCCUUAGAUUCUUCGGCAUCACUGGCAGGGCCCUUGUUGCUCCGCUCACCUGGCUGGCAGUGACACUGCUGAAAGGCACCUACUAUGAAUGUGCAGCAAGUGAGUUUGCAUCUGUGGACCAUUACUCAGUGUUUGAUAAAGUCACGUCCAGCAAACGAGAAGAGCUGCUAGCUGGAUUUCCAUGUGAUAGGCCAUCAGCUUCUUCUGACAUGAUCCUAGUAAGAGAUGAAGUAGCUCUUCUGCACAGAUACCAGUCACAAAUGCUGGGCUGGAUUUUGAUCACCUUGGCAACCACUGCUAUACUGGUCUCCUGCUGUCUGGCGAGAUGCUGCUCUCCUCUCCCCAUUCUGCAGCAUCACUACUGGACCCACCACCUAGAAAAUGAGAGAGAGCUCUUUGAACAGGCAGCAGAGGAACACUCCCGGCUCCUCAUCCAGCAACGCCUAAAGCAAUUAUUUGGCUUUGUUCCUGGGAGUGAAGAUGUCACACAGAUUCGAAUCCCUUCAUGUCAGGACUGGAGAGAGAUUUCAGCACCCAGUGUUCUGUGCAUGGAGGAUGCCACUCAAAGUCUGUACAGCUCCCUUGGAGAGAGGGUGGUCGGAGAUAGUGAGGAAGAAAAAUCAGGAGGUAUUGAGUUAAAACCUUGACAAGAUCACCUUUCACAGGUCCAGUUGCUUAGUGGGUACUUAAUUUUGAGGACAUUUUUAGAUUUUUCUAUUUUUGAUAUUUGUUUAAAGAAGCCCAUCCAUCAGUGCCAGUCAAUUUAUCUGAUAGCUGUGCCAGUCUAUCUUUCUGAAAUUUCAUUGAAGGUGUGGCAAUAUCUAUUGAGUCAUAUUGGUCUAAUUAAAAAAAGCACUUCUGCUAGCUACUUAUUGGACUUGAGUUCUUCAUGUAUUCUAGUAUUAAUCCUCUAAUAUCUAAUACAUACUAAUAUCUAGAAUAUAUCAAGAACUCAAAAAAUUGAACUACCCCAAGUAAAAGAUCUAAUCAAAAACUGAGCAAUCAAAAUAGACACUUCUUACAAAGAGAAGUACAAAUGACUAAUAAGUACACACAAAAAAAUGUUCAGCAUCUCCGCCAUUAGAAAAAUGCAAAUCAAAAUAACACAGAUUCCAUCCUAUAUGACUGAUAUCAUCAAGAACUCAAAAAAACAACAAAUGCUGGUAAGGUUGUAGGAAAAGGGAACCUUUCUACAUUGCUAGUGGGAAUUUGAAUUAGUACAACCAUUAUGAAAAUCAGUUUGAAGAUCCCUCAAAAAACUCAGCUGUACCUCUUCUGUGGAAUCUUAAAUAAAAAUUAUACAAGAUGUGAUACAUAUAUGUAUCAAUUCCCCUAGAUGUAAUUAUUAUGUAUCAUCCACAUAUAAAGAAAAAAUAUGAAAUUUUUUCAUUUUAGUUUGCAUCUCGGUUCUAUUACUUAGAAGCUGUGUGAAAAUUAAUAUUUAAUAAAGUAAGAGUAAUAAAUGUCACUUCUUCCCUUCUUUGAAUUCCAUGCCUUCUAUCACUUUUUUCUGUCCCUUUAAUUUCCGGCUUUCCCUAUUUCUAACUUUACAUAAUAUCCAGGAAAAUUUCAUUAUCUUCUCUUUCUUCAAGCCUGAAUAUCUGACAUCUUGGGGAGCAGGAUAAAAUGCUCUUUCAAACCUGCUGACACAUUACGAAGGUGUUGUCAUCCAGCCAUAAUCAAGAAAAAACACGAUGCACUGUUGUUUGGUCAGCAGUACCUUAAAUGUUAUUUGCAGCAACUCCAUUAUAGGAUAGUUUUUAUGGCUAGUAUAUAAAAUUUAUUCUAGAGGGCUUUCCCUCUGUGUUCCACUGUGUACUUUUCUCUUCCAAAUUGUACCUUUGCCAUUAAGUCUGUGUGAGGAACUAAGACUGAAGUUUAUAUUUGUAUAUCUAUUACUAGAACUCCAAAGGUGGUAAUGCCUGCUUGACUUUCAUGGCCUCACUGUGCUAAAUGCAACCUCCAUUAUUGGACAAUUUUCUAUAUCUAGAGUAUUUCAAAUACAUAUUGCAUCUCAUGCCUGACUUUUGCCAUGUUCACCUAAGCAACUAGCUCACUGGCCAAACUGUACAAUAUGAGGGCUUUAUUUAUUCAUUUUUAAGCAAAAGCAAUGAUUUCUUACUAUCAAUAGAACAAAUGCCAGUGGUCAAUUUGACUUUCAAGAUUCACCUUCAAGGAGACCAAAUAAUUUGGUUAUCUAAUACAUAAACUACCAUUUCCCUGGUGUUUCUACACAAUUACUGAAGAUCUCAUAUGAAUCAAAUUGAGUCUUUCGACAAGUAGAAAAUAUUAGGGUUCCCCCCAUAAGAGAUUGCUGAGAGUAGGUCAGGAGAUGUAUCCUUCCCUCACUAUUACCUAUUAGUUUAACUAUGCACAAACUAGUUCAUCUCUGUGUAUGUUAACUGUCUCAUGUAUAAAAUAAGGCUAAUUAUAUCCUAUCUUCUGGAAGGCAAGAAAGAAAAUUAAAUGAAUUCUUGAGAUCCUUUCUAAAUUGGUCAAGAUCUUCAUGUUGACAGGUUAAUAGGUCAAUAUAUUUAUGAUCUUUUAACAUCAUAGUAGACCCAGGUUGCUUCUGGAAGAAAGUAUCAUUGAGUUUGAUUUUGAAUUUUCUCUAGAGAUAUCCAUUAGCAUUCUGCUUUUUAAAGAGUAUUAGUAUACUAUUUUUCAAAUGGCUAAGAAAAGCAUCAACUAUUAUGUGUUGAUAUGAACUUACAAGAAUAUUUUAGAGACAAGAUAGAAGUAUGUUGUGGAAGGCAACUAUGGUUCUAGUUUCCUCUGAUACAUGAGCUGGUCAACAUGGAGGGUUUUAACCAUUUGUUCUCAACGUCUUCUCCAGCUCUAAAAUUCUAUAGCUCUAUAUGCAUGAGAGUUUUAAAAAUUCUCUAUACUGGACUUACUAUUUAAAUGAACCCUUUAUACCAUGCUCGGAAUUUGUUUAUUCGUUUUCACUGUACCACACAGUAAAGACUCUUCAAUAAGAUUUUUAACUAGCGGCAAAAUCAAAGAUUGUAUAAAAUUAUAGCAUUACAUCAUCAGAAAGGAGUUUGUUGUUUAUAACUAAUACCAGGAAACUUUGUUUCUACUGACUUCUGAAGAUCUUUCUACAUCAAACUCUUUCUGAGUAUGGCAUAUGGUGUUAUACUUUGAGACAGUGAAUCAUGACCUUCUAACAUAGCUUUCUGGUAAAAGGGUAUAAUUUUUUGGCUCUUCUACAUGGCUUCAAACUGUUUUAUGAGAUGUACAUAAAUAUUUAAAGGGUAGUACACAUCUUUGGGAUCUCAUUGUGCAUUAUUCAUUUCAAAUGUUAUAAAUUUAAUUAUAUUUUUUGUCUAUUUUUUUGUUCCACAGCCAGCUAAAUAAACUUCUCCCAUAAAGUUAUAAUACUCCCCCUUUUAUGCUUACCAGACUUAUAUCAUUAUAAAAUAUAUCAUUAGAAUUAAUUAUGUGCUAAUACUACCUUAUAUUUUGCUGCCAAAUGCUUUUGGCCACCACAUCAAAUUCCGUGCCUGAUAGACAGAGGCUUGCUGACUUAAUUGCAAUUCUGUCACCUCCUGUACUCUCCCCCACAAUCUAAAUUGUUCCUUCAUAUAUGCUUAACUCAGGAUUUCUUUAUAUUUUCCAAACCUGAAUUGUAUACAGCUAUGCUUACACUCUGUCAUCCUUGUUUCUUUUCUGUUCCCAGCCUCCAACCCCAUUAAAAAAAUCAAAUUCAUGAUUGUAAUACACAAUAAUAUGUUUUUAAAACUGUUGUCUCGCAUUUGGAUUGUACACAAAGGGAAAGCACAUUUACCUGCAAACUUCCAAUUACCAAAGGCUUAAUGGAUACAAGACUAGGUAGGUUUGUACCAUAUCAAAAAUAAGAGGUAUCAAGAGGCAGUUUUAGCUUCAAAAUAAAGUCUACCAAAAUUUAGCUCUGGUAGAUAGUGGUAGGCAGAGGGGAGCCACACAACUGCUUCCAUUAUUGCAGAAACAUAAAUCUGUAAAUGUGUCUCUUGGAAAAAAGAGACAACGGAUGGCCUUUCCUGAGAGGCAAACUGCAUUAUGCUCGACCUGAAUUACUUUUUUGUACUAAGCAUUAAGUGUAUUAAACUUCUCUAAUCUCAGUACACCAGAACUUCAGGAAGAAAAUGGAUUUCAAAUGUAGUUUCCUCUGCUGCCACCCAGUGGUCUAUGCUGGUGUAUGCAUGCACCUGCCGUGGUGACCCCCAAUCCAGAUGUUAACAUCUGUAAUCCAAAGAUCUGAAAUUGCAAAUGCUCCAAAAUCUGGAACUUUUUGAGCAUCAACACAAUGCAUUGGGGAUACUCACUGAGAUCGGUGUAAACGCUCAAAUCUAAAAAAACAACAAA